This is a messenger RNA of Astyanax mexicanus (Mexican tetra), 1548 nucleotides long. It is a transcript of the gene hspb2, whose product is annotated as heat shock protein, alpha-crystallin-related, b2. Gene Ontology annotation, molecular function: structural constituent of eye lens; protein folding chaperone. Lineage: Eukaryota; Metazoa; Chordata; Actinopteri; Characiformes; Acestrorhamphidae. The coding region runs from base 154 to 663 and encodes 169 amino acids. The record is from RefSeq and is a predicted model, not a curated record. Gene Ontology annotation, biological process: response to heat; protein refolding. The transcript has 2 exons.
UCUGGACCCGUUUAUUACCAAGGUCCAGGCACUAGGGCACAGACUUGCUGCCUCUCUUUUCUCUGUACUCUCCAUUACAAUCCUGCCUGUUUGUUGUACCUGAAAGGACUGCUACAUUUUCACCAGCACUGGACACCCGGCCCAUGCUUUAGCAUGGCUGACCGCACCGUUCCCCAUGCUUACCCCAUGAGUAUGAACUAUGAGAUGUGUACUCCUGCACGGAUUUAUGACCAGAACUUUGCAGAAGCCCUGUCCCCUCAGGACCUGAUGGCCCCAGUUUUGUACCAUGGUUACUACAUCCGGCCUCGCAUCAACAAGCAGCUAGAAAGGGGCUUCUCCCAAGUAAACAGCGACGAUGACUGGUACCGCAUUCAGCUGGACGUCUGCCACUUCACUCCAGAUGAGCUCAAUGUACGAACAGUGGACAACCUGCUGGAGGUCACCGGCCGCCACGCGCAAAGAAUGGAUGACCACGGCUUUGUGAGCCGAGAGUUCACGCGUACCUACAUCCUUCCCAUGGGCGUGGACCCACUUCUGCUCCAGGUCUCCCUUUCACAUGAUGGGAUACUGUGUAUUCAGGCACCAAGGAAGCUUGAAGAUUUGGAGCCUAAGAUUAAUCAGCUCAAGAUCAAAAUGGACAAGAAAGGAGAGAAUAGCAGCUAAAAUGGCUUAUUAUAGAUAAAGAUAUUUUUGCUUAAGGAAGUAACAUUGGUUUUAGGUGAGGAACAAAGGUAAUAACCAACCUACUGUACCUGAUCUCAUAUCUCCGCUCACUUCCUCAAACAGCUUUGCCUUGGGAAAGUCCAUGCAGUGGCAAAGAGUUACCACUUUACAAUGGCAAUAUCUGUCUGAAUUUAGCCCAAUUGUUUUAUUUGUGAAAUCCUCUGUCUCUCUCACUAACAUCAGUGGAUUAAAGGUCAUAUCAGGGUCUAUUUUUUUUGGGCUGUUGCUGCAAGAACACUAAGAAAUGUCAGCAAUGAAAAAGAACAUUUGGUACAGUGCCACAGUUCUAUAUGUAAUCUGUUGCACUUUUAUUUUCUGAUUCACUUUAAUGAAAUAUGCCUUUAUAGUUAAUUUACUCCUUUAAUAUAGUAAAACCCCUCUCUUUGCAUAUCUCAUAUUAGGAAGACAGAUAGCAGGGACAGCCAUACUUUAGGACCACUGCAACAAGGUUAAGGCCUUACUCAAGGGGCCAAGAAUGUCAUCUUAGUGGACCUGGUUAUUAAACUCUAUAAUCAAUAACUUUAACAUCUCUGACCAUAUUAAAAACACAUAUGUUGCAUAUGUUGAAAUAUGUUGCAAGUAUUAUUUGUAACAGCCAACAACCAAAACCAGUGUGAUAAUACAUGCUAUACCUUUAUCAUUUCAAAUGUAUGUGUUAGUGCUUUUGAACAAAUAAGCACUUACUGCUCAGAUGCAUUGCUUUUGCAAAGCAUUUUAGUAUCUCCUGACUCCUGGAGAUACCAGUUUUUGUUAAGAGCAACUAGGAACUUGGAAAAGCAUUAAAUAUCUUUUUGAUAUUACUAAUAAACUCUAGACUCUUAUAGA